This is a messenger RNA of Fomitopsis serialis, 1280 nucleotides long. RefSeq lists its product as uncharacterized. NCBI's taxonomy places the organism in Eukaryota, Fungi, Basidiomycota, Agaricomycetes, Polyporales, Fomitopsidaceae. The record is from RefSeq and is a predicted model, not a curated record. The transcript has 15 exons. The coding region runs from base 137 to 1039 and encodes 300 amino acids.
AAAUCUCAGGUCAAGUCGACCACACAGCUUCUCGGGUACCUUGUUGAUGGCGGCGCGUGGAGUGCGAUAAGUUGAACGCUACUGCGAAGCAACCUCGCUCGCGUUGCGUACGCAAGCCUAUUUCUCGUCCUCCCGGAUGGCAUCCAGCGUAUUGCCCGCUGCUCACUCCCUUGACGGCCUCGCUGGACCGCCUCUGGUUGGAUAUUUCUUCAGCUGGGCACUUCUCGGCGUACUUAAUGUUCAGAUUUAUCUGUAUUAUGUCAAGUUUCGAAAGGAUCAUACUUUCUUGCAGGUCCUAGUCUACGCCAUUCUUGCCUUAGAAUGGAUACAGACAAUACUGCUCACCGUCGACGCAUUUGAUUCCUUUGUUUACCACUAUGGCGAUCCGGCCGCAUUGACAAGCACAAAUCGUCCCGGAUGGUUCUCGCUCCCCCUUCUUUGUGGGCUGGUUUCGACGCCGGUGCAAUGCUACUUUGCGUGGCGGAUCUGGAAGCUGUUCAGGACUGUCAUUCUUUGCGGCAUUCUCGUGUUUUUUUCCAUAGUCCAGCUUAUUUUUGGUAUCAUCACCGUAACAGGUGUCCAGCUCAGAGAUGUGUCUACUACCAGUGAGAUAGGAUUGUCGAGAACGGCACUGGCAGUCGACUGCAUCUUUUUGGGCGGAAGUGCCCUCGUUGACGCUAUCAUUGCCGUGGCAAUGACCAUCUUGCUGUUGAGACUCAAGAAUGGCAUGCUGAAGACGGAUAUGAUGAUCAACAAGGUCAUCCGUUUCGGUGUCGAAAGCGGCAUUCUCACGGCCAGCGUCGCAAUAAUCGGCCUCGUGUUGGCGAUGGGAUGUCCGGGAAAGCUGUACUACGAGCCUGUCAUAUACAUCCUGAGCAAGUUGUACGCCAACACGUUCAUCACCAACCUUCUCAACCGUACCAUGGACCGCACGAAUUCCGGCAGCGCGAUCCGCAAUACCAGCUGGGCCCGGGAUACAAUGCAAAUAGACGUCGAGAUGGCUGGCAAUGGUAUCCCUCCGGGCAAGACUGCUCGUUGACAUCAGCCGUGUUCUCGUCAUCCUCAACUGACAUGCGCAUCAUUGACAGUCAUAUCUUUUGUCGGGUACGACGGCGAGUGCUGCACAAUGGUGUCGGCCCCGUUGAACGACUUGGACAUAUGCAAGCAAGGACUCCUUCAUCAGUCAUAUACAGAGGUCGCUCGUUGCUCGAGUGGAUUUCGUGGUUCUUGUUGUGAUGCCCUAUUUAAUCGUCGCGCAUGUACUUACCAUACAAUGUGGA